Messenger RNA from Saccostrea cuccullata (small rock oyster), 872 nucleotides. RefSeq lists its product as uncharacterized. Lineage: Eukaryota; Metazoa; Mollusca; Bivalvia; Ostreida; Ostreidae. The transcript has 2 exons. Bases 36 to 863 code for a protein of 275 amino acids. The record is from RefSeq and is a predicted model, not a curated record.
UGUUAUCUUUAUGGUGCGAAUGUGCCAAACGUGAAAUGGCGAGAACUGUUGCGGAGAAAAGAAUCAAAGACCACGAUUUAGAAGAAAUUGACUGUAGUCAUUCAAAAGAUAUAUUUGUGAGAGAAGGUCAAAGGAUUCGAAUUGAUGUCAAUGGAUCAGUCCAGUUCGUUCGUGAAAUUCCCAAGUCAUUUUAUUUAUUGACUUUCAUUCCUGUAGCAGAAGACAACCAUAUCUAUUUUCCUCUCCAAAAGAAUGUCCGAAUGGGUUCUGUUCCUUACGCUGUUAUCAACUUCUCCGCAGACAACCAAAAGAAGCAGCUUCUUCACAGCGUUCACUUCGAUCCUUGGGUGAAAAGUGCAUCAGCCCUGAAGAAGUAUUACACUGACAUUGCCAUUUAUAAUCGACCAAACACAUCAAGGACAGCCCACACUGAUCCUGGACCAUCCAAAACGCCGAGAAGUCCAAGGAAAGUUCGCUUACAGGUCAACAAUGGGUUAAACACGGCUGCGCAGUGCGUACGAGAUUGGUUUGACAAUGAAAAGAAUUUGCUUGCGAUUGCCAAUCAGAUUCCUGUGAAUAAGUUGGUUCCAUUUGGAAUCCAUCUCUGCAUUAGAUCGGAGGAUAUCAACAGAUUAAAGAAAGAGUACAAAGAAAAUGACGAGGAACUUCAGUUUUUCUUUAUUAAGUUUUGGGCGAGGCGAGUGAAAUCUUACCUGAAACCAGAGGCGAGGCUGGAACAGCUUACAAAGGCCAUGAGUAGUAUUGGUCUGCAGAAACAGGCCGAGAUCGUCAAGAAGGUUUUCAAAAAUAAAGAAGAUUUGGAUUGUGAUCAUUUUAAUGACCACAAAGGAAGCGACAAGUAAUACAGGUUU